Messenger RNA from Drosophila novamexicana, 1122 nucleotides. Its product is annotated as mitochondrial uncoupling protein 4C-like. The transcript has a single exon. Gene Ontology annotation, biological process: response to cold. Bases 19 to 1020 code for a protein of 333 amino acids. NCBI's taxonomy places the organism in Eukaryota, Metazoa, Arthropoda, Insecta, Diptera, Drosophilidae. The record is from RefSeq and is a predicted model, not a curated record.
AAGACAAAAUUCUGAGUUAUGGAUAGGGAUGAGAACAACUAUUGGCACCUGAAGCCACUAUACGAUAAGGCGGCAAUACGCAGUGUGGACAACCAGGAACAGCUCUCGGUGAGAAAUCUGUUGCAGUUGUAUGUCAAUACAUUCAUUGGCGCCAACUUUGCGGAGGCAUGCAUGUAUUCACUGGACGUGAGCAAGACCCGUAUGCAGGUGCAUGGCGAGGAGGCGAAAAGGACGGGCAGCAAGCCGCGUAACAUGUUCAGGACUCUCUACGGCAUUUGGGUUGAGGAGGGACCAAAAAAUCUUUAUUCCGGCUUCUCGGCCAUGGUCGUUCGUAAUUUCAUAUUCAAUUCAUUGCGCGUUAUGCUCUACGAUGUAUUCCGGCGUAGUUUCAUUUACGAAGAUGCCCAAAAUGUCCAGUCAAUCAAGAUACAUCAUGCAUUUCUGUGCGGCAGCGCCGCCGGCUGCAUUGCCCAGGCGCUGGCCAAUCCCUUUGACAUUGUCAAGGUGCGCAUGCAAAUGGAGGGCAGGCGUCUACUAAUGGGCAUGGAGCCGCGCACCACAAACUUCGUAAGCGAUCUAGCUGAAAUCUAUAGAAAGUCGGGCGUGGUGGGCAUGUGGCGUGGUGUCGGACCAAGCUGUACACGCGCCUGCCUAAUGACCGCCGGCGAUGUGGGUGCCUAUGAUCUAUGCAAGCGUAACUUAAAGAAAUAUUUAGGCAUGGAGGAGGGGAUACCGCUGCGUUUCGCAUCAUCAAUGGUCGCCGGACUGGUGGCCAGUGUGCUUAGCAAUCCGGCGGAUGUGAUUAAGUCACGAGUGAUGAAUCAGCCGAUAGAUGAAAACGGCAAGGGUGUAUACUAUAAAAACUCCGUGGAUUGUCUCGUCAAACUGUUGAGAGACGAGGGUUUUCUUAAUUUGUACAAGGGCCUCAUACCCUGCUGGCUGAGAUUGGGGCCCUGGUCGGUGUUGUUUUGGUUGUCCGUCGAACAAUUACGUGUAUGGGAGGGUCAGACUGGCUUUUGAAUGCCAGCAAAAUGUCCGUGAAUAUAUUUUUAUUCGGCUGCAACGGAUUUAGUAGUCAUGUCUACAUUUUACCCUGUCAAAUAAAAUUACUUGUUUUUUUAA